This is a messenger RNA of Drosophila biarmipes, 2074 nucleotides long. Its product is annotated as protein croquemort. NCBI's taxonomy places the organism in Eukaryota, Metazoa, Arthropoda, Insecta, Diptera, Drosophilidae. The coding region runs from base 10 to 1455 and encodes 481 amino acids. Gene Ontology annotation, cellular component: cytoplasm; membrane. Gene Ontology annotation, molecular function: scavenger receptor activity. The record is from RefSeq and is a predicted model, not a curated record. The transcript has 4 exons.
UCGAAGGCAAUGCAUUGUAGCUGCUGCAGUGUCCGCCGGAAAAAGAUCUGGGUCUUCAGCCUGGGAGGCCUGAUCCUGCUUGUGGGCAUAUUUUUGGCCUCAGCCUGGCCAGCUGUGUCUCGGCGAUGGAUUCGCAGCUUUUUGGUCUUGGCCCCUAACUCCUUCAUGUACAAACGCUGGGUGACUACGCCAAUGCCGGUAUACAGCACGGUUUACCUCUUCAACUGGACUAAUCCGGAGCAUCUGAACACCGAGGGCGUUAAGCCCAACUUUGAGCAGCUGGGACCGUACACAUUCAGUGACUUCAAGGUGAAGGAAGAUUUGCAGUGGCAUCAGCCGGAGGUGACUUAUUUCGGAAAACGCACCUGGCACUUUCUCCCCGAAAAAUCUAACGGCUCCCUGGAGGACGUAGUCGUCGCGCCACAUUUUCCAUCUUUGACAGCUGCAUUCUAUUCGCGCCGAUUACGCCGAAUCCUGCGCAAGGUCGUGAACUUUGCCCUCAAUCGCGAGGGCGGCGCCACCCACAUAGCCCACACGGCUGGUCAGUGGCUCUUCGACGGCUACUACGACCAUCUGCUGGACUUUGUGGAGCAGCUGCAUUCGCCCUUGCUGCCGGUUCAGAGCAACACAUUUGGCUGGUUUUACGAGAGAAAUAACUCCAAGACGGCCGAGGGGAACUUUACAGUCCACACUGGCCGUGGGGAUCUCAGUCGGAUGGGAGAUCUUCUCCUGUGGAAUGGACGGAACACAACCGGCUAUUAUCCCGGUGAGUGCGGCAAGGUGAAUGGCAGUACGGGGGAGCUCUGGUCGUCGGAGAGGCAGUGGAAUCAGCCCACCUCAAUUUUCCUACCCGAUGCAGCGCGUUACCUGAACCUCUUUCCCAAGGAAAACCUGACUGUCGAUGGCAUAGACGUGUGGCGCUAUGAGUCCACCAAUCUCACCCUCGACAAUGGCCAGUUGUCGCCGGACACCAAGUGCUUUUGCCUCAAGAGUCGCGAGUGUCCCCGCAACGGAGUCCUGGAUUAUGGCCCACCAGCCUUCAACGGGCCGUUCUACAUGUCUCACCCGCACUUCUACCUCACGGACGAAAUGUACAGGGAGAAUACCACGGGCCUGCGACCACGGGAAUCCGAGCACGGAAUGUUUGUGAUAAUGGAACCCACUCUUGGCAUUCCACUGAGCCUGAGGGGCCAGCUCAUGAUUAGCACGAGAGUGGUGCGCGAUGAGGCGAUUGACUUAUUCAAGGAUGUGGCCUAUGAUCACUAUGCUCCUCUCUUCACCAUGGAAAUUCAUGCGGAACUAGAUGAAGGCCUCACAAGCCUAUUAAAGCUUGCCUUAAAUGCUGCGAUUAUUGGAAUGUACACAGGAAUCGGCUUACUUGUGCUGGGAUUAUCAGUUAUCAUAACUGGCUUACUUCUCAUACAUCGAACAAAGGCCCAAGUCAAGUGCACUUGAAUCUGAUAAGACUGCUAGCGCUAACAAAGCACUAAUUUGGCAAAUCACUGGGGAAAUUUCGGGCAUUGUUUAAGGCCACAAUCAGUCAGGGCUCUUUAAGGCCAGGCCAUAAAAAACGUAAAUUACGUGCUCGUCUAGAUUAUCCAAUUUCGCUCAGGUGUUGCCCAGCUGAGGGCAUCUAGAAUUACACUAAAUUAUGGCCUUUCAAAUAUGCUAAAAUUUAUUAAUAUGUUAAUAAUUGUUUUUUGCUGUUCGCCCAUGCCAUGCCAAGAAGAAAGAAGGGGAGGUCCUUGAGCACGUAAGCUGCAUACUUUACGGCGUACGAACUCUUUCGCCAGGCAGAGCCGGCAAAUACCGAACUGGAAAUUUGAAAAAUGCCAAAAGAAUAUUAUAAGCGACUAAUUUAUAUGCACCAGGCACGCAAACUUACGUUUUGCACACACAUUGUUUGUGGCCCACGAAAAGGACGAAGGAACAAGUUAAACAAUGUAUGAAAAUAUGAAAAUUAUAUGACUGCCUGUAUGUGUCGGCCAUAACUUUAACAAAAUCUCUAACGGGGCGAGAAAACUGGGGUAAUAAAGUACAUGGUUAGAGCAUUGCCAUGAAUAAAUACAAAUAA